Molecule: messenger RNA, 1429 nt
Organism: Salpingoeca rosetta
Lineage: Eukaryota; Choanoflagellata; Craspedida; Salpingoecidae
Product: dihydroflavonone isomerase
Exons: 1
Coding region: 53-1120 (355 amino acids)
Molecular function (GO): oxidoreductase activity, acting on the CH-OH group of donors, NAD or NADP as acceptor
Source: RefSeq, a predicted model, not a curated record
UACGACCACCACAACACCCACAACCACAACAACAACAACCACAACACGCACAAUGCCUGCGGUGAGUGCUGCGGACGGGCCAGUGGCCGUGACGGGGGCCAGUGGCUACAUUGGGUCGUGGAUUGUGCAAGACUUGGUGGAGCACGGAUACACGGUGCACGCGUGCGUGCGGGAUGUGAAGCGCCCGGAGAAGGUGGACCACCUGCUCGCCUUGAACGGGAAGGAAGGCUGCACGGGCCAAGUGAAGUUGUUUGCGGCGGACCUGUUCAAGGAGGGCAGCUACGACGACGCCUUUGCUGGGUGCGCUGCCGUUGUGCACGCCGCUGCCGCUGUUGGCUACAACAAGGAGACGCCACAGGAGGUGUAUGAUGGCUGCUUCACGCAGAACAAGCACGUGGUUGACGCUGUGAACAAGGCCGGGACGGUGAAGCGGUUUGUGUUCACGAGCUCCGGCGCAGCGGUCGUGCACCCGCAUGCAGAGGGCUACGUGUUUACGGAGAAGGACUGGUGCGACCAAGACCGCGACCCAGAGAAGUGGCGCGAGGCAGACAUUCCCACCAAUAGGGACCUGGCGUAUGCGAUGGCCAAGGCAGCGACGGAGCGCAUGAUCAACGAGCUGUCUGCCAAGGAGGAGACGACGUGGGACGCCGUGUCCACGAUGCCGUCGCACGUCAUCGGGCCGCUCAUGUGCGCCAACCAUGACCAGGGCUGGAGCUGGCAGAACUGCAUCAAGCAGAUGCUGCAGGGCAAGCCGUACACGAAGGUGGCAGGCGGCCGCAUGCUGUGGAACAUCGUGGACGUGCGUGAUGUCGCCAUUGGCCACCGCCUGUGUCUGGAGAGCAAGACCAUCAAGCCGGGCUCCCGCUACCUGCUGUGCGCCGCCGACCCCUCAUACGAGCUCUUCACGUGGCAGCUGCAGAAGCGCAUGCAGGAGCUGUUCCCAGACAUCCCCGUCAUUGGCGGGGAGGAGAUGGAGGGCGACAAGCCCGCACAGCCCGUGCCAAACCCGCCCUUUGUCUACUGCACACUGGCCAAGGAGGAGCUUGGCUUGAAGCCCAUCGACGUCAACACCACCAUCAAGGACACGGGCCUCUCCCUCCAGCGCCUCAACCUUCUCUGAUCCCACUGCUUUCAUUCGCUUUCUUGUGCAACAAGCGCAUACUCACGCAGCCAGGGCUGUUGCUGUUUGUGCAGUGACCUGUGCAGCGUGUGCAGUUGCUCAAGCAGUUACACCUCCUCCUACCAUUGACGUGUUCUUGCCUCAACUCCACUGUGCAACGUGGGACUUGCAGUGCCAGCGUGGCACUUGCUUCUUGUUUGUUUUGUUUGCUCUCUCUUUUUGUUUGUUUUUUCAUUUCCACACCAAACAAAGUCCUCCCACCAAACAACAAAGCUGAGAUCGAUCGGUCAAGCUGAAGCAGCAGACAGU